AUGGCAACACCCGCACCUGCCUCGGAGCAGCAAAUCGAGUCGACAUCAUCUCUCUCAUUCAAACAACGCAUAUGCUCACACUGGCGCAACACGAUCCGCGUCGUUCGUCGACACAUCUACUUCCUUGGUCCCGGCAUCGUCGCUUCCGUCGCAUACGCUGAUCCGGGGAAUUGGGCAACCGACCUCCAAGCAGGGUCCGAAUUCGGAUAUGCUUUGCUCUUCAUCGUGCUCCUCACCGGCUGCUUCGCCGUUUUUAUCCAAAUCCUCUCGUGCAGAGUAGGUGUGGUCACCAAUACUGAUCUCGCUAGACAGUGUCGAAUGCUGAUUCUCAAAGAAGACCGACUGGGCUAUCCCACACGCCACCGCAUCUCUUGGCCCCGUUUACGAAGAUGGGGUCUGCUAUAUCCCCUCUACCUCAUUGCCGAGGGUGCGAUUGUAGCAACCGAGUUGGCCGAGUUGACGGGUUCAGCAAUUGCGUUGAAUCUCUUGUUCCCAGCCAUACCGCUUUGGGCAGGUAUCUUGAUUACGUCGGUCGAUGUGAUUCUGAUCUUGUUCCUCUAUAAACCUCCGCCGAAUGGCAGUUUCAGGUUGCUGGAAGGCAUGAUUGCGUUUUUGGUCUUUGUGGUGUUGUCGUGCUUUAUUGUGUUGUUGGUUAGGAUUAAACCGGUGUGGCAACAUGUCUUUAGGGGAUACUUGCCUUCCCAUCAUGUAGUCCAGAGUGGAGCGUUGUACGUUAGUGUUGGUAUUUUGGGUGCAACGGUGAUGCCUCAUGCCAUCAUUCUUGGCUCGCACUUUGCUUCUAUCGAUCGUCUUCCCUCUAUCGACACCAAAUCUGGACAUUACACUUCCCAUCAUGACGAUGUCAGCAUCAAUCAAACCCCUGCAGUUGCGCAAGAUCAAACUCGAUGGGCAGUCAUCACCUCCUCCUUGUCACGCAUCUUUGCACCCAAUCCACAAUCCAAAGCCCAAGUCAUUCGUCUCUCUCCGCUUGUCCGCUCACUCCUCUCCCAACGCACCAACCCCACCUCCGCCACCGUUCACCCCGAUUCGGAAUCUCUCUCCCGAUCACAAGGCCGCAAUCGAUUCGCACCCGAUCCACUCCCCCCUCGCACACUCUCCAACAUCCGCAUUCACAUCAAACACGCUUCCGUCGACAUCGGAAUGUGCCUAGUCUCGUUCGCUAUCGUCAUCAAUUCCGCCAUCCUCAUCGUCGCUGCCGCUGCAUUCUACUACACCGACACUAACAACCCAGCCGGAUCGGGUCAAGUUAUAGUUGCUUCUCUCUACGAUGCCUUUUACCUUCUCAAAGACCGACUUGGUUCUCUCGCAGCCGUAUUGUUCGCCGUCGCUCUCCUCGCUGCAGGCCAAAGCGCAUCUAUAACCGUCACUCUCGCUGGUCAGCUGGUUAGUGAGGGUUUUAUAAAUUGGAGAACGGAUCCAUUUAUUCGGCGGAUAGUAACGAGAUUAGUUGCGAUAGUGCCCAGCUUAACCGUAAGUUUAGCAGUGGGCAAAGAUGGAUUGGAUGAAAUGUUGGUGGCUAGUCAGGUAGCUUUGAGUAUUGCCUUGCCCUUUGUCUUACUGCCCUUGAUUAUUGUGACUGGCAGUAAGGUGAGGAUGACUGCGGUUCAGUUGAAUAGCCCGCAGAGUGGCGAGAGAGAAGGGGAAGGGGAGGCAUCGGUGGCUCCUUCGGUCAGAUCUAGUGUCGAAAGACCCAGCGGUGAGGGGAUGCGUGCGCAAGAGGGAGGAGGCAAGCAGAGGCCAGGAUUGAAUAGCGAUGCUAGCACAAGUGUCAAUUUGGCUCUUAUCGAGACUUUGCCUCGUCAAUCUACCUCUCAACCCGAGGAGCGCCUAGGAGAACAGAGUAAGAAGACAGCGACAACGCCUCAAGCUCAACCUGUCGGUGAGACGAGCAGUACAGAACCGCAAACCACUAAUGCAAGCACACAGACCGACGAGGUGACUGCAGGGAAAAAGUCACAAUGCUUCGCUUCAGCUUGGUACGUUCAAGUGGUGGCUUAUGCUAUUUUUGCUGUCAUUGUCGUGGCGGACGUCUACGUCUUGAUCACCACGUUUAUGGAUAGCUGA
Molecule: messenger RNA, 2085 nt
Organism: Ustilago hordei
Lineage: Eukaryota; Fungi; Basidiomycota; Ustilaginomycetes; Ustilaginales; Ustilaginaceae
Exons: 2
Coding region: 1-2085 (694 amino acids)
Biological process (GO): iron ion transport; intracellular manganese ion homeostasis
Cellular component (GO): membrane
Molecular function (GO): manganese ion transmembrane transporter activity; cadmium ion transmembrane transporter activity
Source: RefSeq, a predicted model, not a curated record